This is a messenger RNA of Erinaceus europaeus (western European hedgehog), 1444 nucleotides long. It is a transcript of the gene TSLIG3C, whose product is annotated as family with sequence similarity 98 member C. Lineage: Eukaryota; Metazoa; Chordata; Mammalia; Eulipotyphla; Erinaceidae. The record is from RefSeq and is a predicted model, not a curated record. Bases 158 to 1234 code for a protein of 358 amino acids. The transcript has 8 exons. Gene Ontology annotation, cellular component: tRNA-splicing ligase complex.
AGGGCCUGCCUUUUCCUGCACCAAUCGGAACGCCGAGAGCCCUUGCCGGAAGAAGCUGAUUGGCCGGCGGAGGGGACGUGGUGCGCGCGGCGCUCCUGGGGAGGAGCCUCUCACCGGCCAGCAGAGGGCGCGCUCAGAGCGAGGAGGCACCGUUUUCAUGGAGGGGGCGACGGUGGAGUCGCCGGAGGCGGCCGCGGUGGCCCGGGACCUGCUGGCCCUGGGUUAUGAGGGCCUCCCGGGGGCGGCGUCGCUGGACGCCUCGUGCCCAGACUUCAGGGCGCUGUGCUCGCGGCUGGUGGCGGAGUUGGCGGCCCUGGGCGCCCCGCAACGCGAGCGGGAGCCAGAGCAGGGCGCGGGGGCGCAGAGCACCGGCCACGGCCCGGGCGCCGAGGAAGACUUCCCGGGACGGCUGGCCGGCUUGCUGCGGGACUGGCACUGCCCGGACCGCGCGCUCUGCGGAGCCGCCCUGCGGGAGCCCGGCGCCUGCCUGCGCCUGCUGCGCUUCCUCUGCUCGGAGCUCCAAGCUGCCCGCCUCCUCCACCUUCGCCCCCAGCUGCAUCCCAGCCCUGUGUUGCCAGCUGCUGGGGAAGGAGCAGAGGAGGAAGCAGGCAUCGUCCAGGAACUGGUUCUCACCCUCCAAGCCCUAGAGUUCCCCAGACCAGAGGCGAGGACCCAGGCUAGCCAGCUUCUGCGGGAGUUGCACACCAAGAUCUCAGAGCUGCUGCCUUCCCUGCCCCCAGGGUCCUUGAAGCCCCUCCUCUGCCACCCACUGGACGCACCCAGAUGGGAGGUAUUGGAGUCUCUGGCCCAGAGUCUUCGAGAUCAGUACCGCUGCCGCCGCAGCCUUCUCUUAAAGCGCCUGGACCUCACCACUUCUGCUUUCCACUGGAGUGAUCGUGCAGAGGCCCAGGGGAAGGCCAUGAAGGCAGUGCUGAUCCCCAUUCGAGAGACUCUGACCCCAGAAUCGACUGUCUCCAUCCCACAUGUCCUGGCAGCCCGAGCUGACCUAUCUCGUCUCAUCCCAGCUACCAGCAAGGAUGCCCGCCGGGGGACCUGCUGUGCCAUCAACAAGGUGCUAAUGGGCAACGUGCCCGAUCGGGGGGGCCGCCCGAGUGAGCUGGAAGCCCCCAUGCCCAGCUGGCAAAGCAGACGAGAGGACGGAGGCGGGCGGAAGGCAGGCCGUCAGAAGGCAGGCCGCCAGUGCUGGGGCGAAAAGAAGAAGAAGAAGAAGUGAAGGGACUGUCCAUUGAGGUAGGGGGAGGAAGGACAAGGGGGCAGGGCCGCUCAGAGAUGCUGACACUACUAAUAAAUUUCUGGGGUGUCAGGUUGAGUUUCCUCUUGGUGCCAGACUCCAUAUCUUGUGUUCCCGGGAUACCCAGACACCCUCCUAUCCACUACUCCACAUCUAGGGCCAUGUUCCUUGGAAAAUAAAUUUAUUUUAUGA